GUUGAGUAGUGAAGCACCGCCUUCCUUGUUCUGAGGGAAUGGAGGGUGUCAGGGCUUGGUCUCCGCUCGCCAUUCCCCUCGGAUCUUCAUGAGCAUUCAUCCAGUGGUUCCAACCGCGUCCACUGGUGUCGGCGCCCACAGGAGACUUCGGCCCACUGUCUGGUGGCAGGCAGCAGGGCGCAUGUGUGUACAUCACGGGCCCCGGUGGUGACGUCACCGCUCGUGCCUGCGAUUGGCUCCGAAAAGCUGCCGCCCCCAAUGACGGCUUUGCUCGGCGCGGGGCCCUUUAAACCUGUUUUGCCCCGCCGGCGGUCCGUUCGGGGCCGCGUACUGCGACUGCGCUGUCCGCUUUCAAGGUUUCCCGUUUAAAGGGCUUUCGUGAUGGCUUGAGGGUACAGGGGGAAGGGGAAGGUCAAAGGUUCCCUUGAUUGGGGGAUCCCGGAGCUGUGGUCUCAGAUCUGACUUAAGAGCCUUGAGAGUGUCUGUAAAAUUCUGAUCCAGUCAAAUGAAGUGGUGUUGCGUUUGGAACCGUGCGACUGUCUCCCCGUUUCAGCGUGAGUUCCGUGGGGCCCAUAGUCACCUCAUUAAGCCAGAGGAAAGGCGCAACAAAGAGUUCUUGAAAGAAUCAACGACCGAGUAAGGUCCAGUGGAAACUGUCCAAAUGCCUCCGAAACCCGUUGUAUGCUGGACUUGAGCCAAAAGUGGGAGAAAUCGUCAGCUGCAGACAGUUCAACAGUCCCAAAUCUGGUAAUGCAGCUGCAGCCCCGUGGAAGGCCAGAUUCGCCAGUGUUCCUGAGCUGCCCUGUUUGCAAGAAUCUCCUUGGGUUGCAGCCUUAAUCUUGCGUCCCUCAGUCCACACCCCAGCCACAGAGGCCGGACAUGGCCGAGACACGGCAUGGAGCCUGGUUCGGCUUUGGUUUCUGUGGCUUUGGGCAAGCGCUGGGCUCUGGGAACGGCCACCAUUCAGUGCCCUGUCCUGAACCACUGCAUGCCAGUGAUGAUGUUUGCCAAGUGAGCGCAAGCUGGAGCUACACUGCCCUGAUGACCUGUGGAGGCCGGGUGGAGCUGUCGGGGUCUGUGAGCGGUGCAGUGGACGGCUGCAGGGACGUGUGGGCUUCCGAGGGACUCCUGGUGCUGCUGCGCGACAAGGGCGUCUCCAGCCCGGAACUGCAGGCCUGGGUCCCAGGUUCCGCGCUCCAGGGGGAGCCCCUUUGGGUCCAGAACUUGGUUUCAGGGGCAAAGGCCGAAGGGGAAGAUGAACCCGGCAGCGAGUCUAGGACCGGGCCCCUGCCGUUGCUGCCCUGCGCCCGUGCCUAUGUGACCCCACAGCCACCCUUCUGCCAGCCUCUGGCCCCAGAGCUGCGGGUCCGCCAGCUGGCGCUGGGCGCUGAGCAUGUGCUGCUGCUGUGCGAUGCUGGCCAAGUGUUCUCCCGGGGCGGGGGCAGGCACGGACAGCUGGGCCAUGGCACACUGGAGGCAGAACUGGAGCCGAGGCUGUUGGAGGCACUGCAAGGCCUGCGGAUGGCCGAGGUGGCAGCCGGUGGCUGGCACUCCGUGUGUGUGAGUGAAACGGGGGAUAUUUAUACCUGGGGCUGGAAUGAAUCCGGGCAGCUGGCCCUGCCCACAAAGAGUGGGACAGAGAAGAAAACAGUGAGAGAGGAAGCCACAGAAUUGAAUGAAGAUGGUCUCAAAGGAGAGGAAGCAGCUGUGGCUGAUGCUGGAGCUCCUGCCCACUUCAUAGCCAUCCAGCCCUUCCCGGCCCUGCUGGAUCUUCCCCUGGGCUCAGAUGCUGUCAAGGCCAGCUGCGGAUCCCGACACACAGCUGUGGUGACACGAACAGGAGAACUCUAUACCUGGGGCUGGGGUAAAUAUGGACAGCUCGGCCACAAGGACAGCACCAGCUUGGAUCGACCCUGCCGUGUGGAAUACUUUACAGAAAGACAACUUGAAGUAAGGGCUGUCACAUGUGGACCCUGGAAUACCUAUGUCUAUGCAAUGGAAAGGGAGAAAAGCUGAACUAUAUCUCAGUGGAUCCCCAGGCUGCUUAUAUGCCUGGGUGAGAAUGAACCCAGCUGCCACAGGUGCAUGCAAACAUGAAUUAUAAGUUUUGAGACAAGGUUCAACAGUGAUCUCCCACCUCCUAAGUGCUAGGACUAAAGAAGCAUGACUUAACACAAAUCUUACAAAGCAUGUAAAAAGAAUUGAUUAUGUAUAUAAAUGCUUAUUUCUGGAGUAGUGCUAGGGAUCAAAACUCCCAGGGCCUUCCAUGUGCAUCAACAGCUGCAAAAUGAAAAAAUAUUCCUAAAUGAAAAAAAAAAGAGUAAAUCCAAACUAUUUUGAGAAUAGAUUCUUAAAAUUUCUUCUAUAUUCUUUGACUUUGUCUUUUUUUUAAGAUUUAUUAUAUGUAAGUACACCGUCGCUGUCUUCAGACACACCAGAAGAGGGGUCAGAUCUCAUUAUGAAUGGUUGUGAGCCACCAUGUGGUUGCUGGGAUCUGAACUCGGGACCUUCGGGAGAGCAGUCAGUGUUCUUAACUGCUGAGCCAUCUCACCAGCUCCUGAAUUUGUCUUUUAAUGACUUUAAUCUAUAAAUGAAAGCAGUCAUUGAUUUGGAGAAAAAUAAAACAAUGUAGUAUUUUAAAGGUAACUAUAUAUAUUUUAUUUUAGCAUAUUUAAAAACAUAUAUGUGAGUCAACAGCAUACUGACACAGAAGUUUUAAAGAAUCAUUUUAAUGUGCUGGCAGAACUGGCACAAAGAAUAAAUAAUAGUGCUUUUGGGAAGAGUAGUGAUGACGUGGGUAGGCAAGGAAAGCCUCGUUGUGGACGUGAUACACAGAUAACUUAUAGAUGUGCAAAGUUGCUGAGUCCGUGACAGAAUGUCCCGACCCCCCCAGACAGCCUCUGUUUGCCUGUCAGCUACUGAGAAUAGACUAGGCCUAAGGGGCACAGGGAUGGGAGACUGGAGAGAACUGAACAGGUCAGACAAGCAGCUCAGGUACAGGCUGAUCAAAGCUUCCAUAGCUACAGCAUUAAUUGAAUGUCCAUGAACCAAAAAAAAAAAAAAAAAAAUGUUUUUUUUUAAUAUGUUAAUUUCAAG
Molecule: messenger RNA, 3096 nt
Organism: Apodemus sylvaticus (European woodmouse)
Lineage: Eukaryota; Metazoa; Chordata; Mammalia; Rodentia; Muridae
Gene: Rccd1
Product: RCC1 domain containing 1
Exons: 9
Coding region: 880-2016 (378 amino acids)
Source: RefSeq, a predicted model, not a curated record